AUAGCUCACGUUUCGCGUUUCUGCACCUCUUCCUUAUGUUUGCAUUAGUUGCUUGCACGUCUUAGGAUUUACGAAAUUGUUUUGAGUAGCCGGAAGUGAUUGUGCAUAUUGACACUGACACCCCCACUUGCCAUUUCACUAUGGAGAUAUUGGUCAAUGCAAGAAGGAAGAGUUUUAGUUCACAUUUAUAGUUUUUAACUGCAGCAACUUGAGUGCAUAUUGUUAUUUGGAAACAAGCAAGUUAAAGCUGUAACAAUCAACAGGAAGCUUUUGACAAGUUAAUUGUCACUUGAAUUCACAUAGGCUUAGUCAGCAAGAGGAGCACUUUUUGAAGAUGGGUGUUGGACCAUUAGUUGCUGAAGUGCUGGUGACUUUUUUAGUCGCUGCGACUGUCCUCUUCCGCUACGGAAACUGGUACAGGCACCACUUGGUGGUUACCGUGUCUGUGUUAAUAGCAUGGUACUUCUCCAUGCUUAUAGUCUUCAUUCUUCCACUUGAUGUUUCUAAUACCAUCUAUGGGAAUUGCAGAGAGAAAAUUUUAGAGUCCCAGCUACAGUCAUCUCAGCCUUUGGUAACAGAGGCAGCAAUUAACGAAACCAACCAAACAGGAAUUCUUCCUACUACGUAUGAUGUAAAUAUCACAGUCACUGUCACACCAGGACCUGUGCCCAUUCAACAAGAUUGCCAUGAGCCGUGGAGUCUCGUGCCCGACGGAGUUUUCCCUAUUUUUUGGAGAGUCGUGUACUGGACGUCACAAUUUCUUACAUGGCUAAUUUUGCCGUUGAUGCAGUCGUACACAAAGGCUGGAGACUUCACUUUUGGAACAAAGUUACGUUCUGCACUGAUAGACAACGCCAUAUAUUAUGGCUCGUACUUACUAAUAGUGGGAAUUCUUCUUCUCUACAUUGCCCUUACAGAUCUUGGACUAGAUGGCUCCAAGUUACGUGCAAUAGCAGCCUCUGCUUCUAAUACCUGGGGGCUGUUCUGGCUUGUGCUUCUGCUAGGCUAUGGUCUAGUGGAAGUGCCUCGGUCCCUCUGGUACUCUGCUUCCACUCUCCACACUCUUCAUCAUGCUUAUUUCCGUGCUGCCAAACUGUCUCAGGAACGAGCUGAGGCAAAUGAGCAUGUCAGUGACCUUCUUCAGAGUAUGCAAGCACUUGGAGGCAGUAUUGGCCUGGGCCAUCCAUUACGUACACACAUGGACAUCAUCGAGAGUAAAGUUCCAACAGAAUUACUGGACAAAGCUCGUCGCCACCUGGCCCCAGAUUCACCCCAUGCUGAUGUGCCAUCAGAAAAAGCUCUUGUCAGGCUACACAAACAGCUUAUCAAGGCUCUGCAGAACCACCGUCGUGUUGAAACCCAGUGGGGAUUGUUAGUCAGCAAAAUUGUAGACCUUGAAGACACUCACCGAAACUCAGUUUCACACGAAAAAUCCUUCAAACCAUCAACACCCCCUCAUAGACACUAUAUAAUGUCGUACAUCUACACCCCAACCAUUGAGUGGCUGUGGCGAUGCAGAGUCCGUGGAUAUCUGUUAAGGGCCCUCGCUGUCAUAAGCGCCCUUGUUUCGGUAGUGGUUGUGUGGUCGGAACUCACAUUUUUCAGCACAUCUCCCACCUUGUCUCUCUUUGCAGUGUUUGUCAAUCUUGCAAAGGCAAAUUAUGACUACUUCACUAUAGAGAUCAUAUCAUCUUUGUCCAUGGCAUACAUUGCACUGUGUGCAUAUUCCACCUUGUUCAAGAUUCGUGUGUUGAACCUGUAUUACCUAGCACCAUACCACCAGACAGACGAGUAUUCCUUGAUCUUCUCGGGAAUGAUGCUGUGCCGUCUCACUCCACCCAUGUGCCUCAAUUUCCUUUCCCUCAUCCACAUGGAUUCUCAUGUCAUCCAGGAACAUACAGAAGAAACCCAUUACACACAAAUCAUGGGACACAUGGAUGUUAUUAGAAUCAUCAGUGAUGGUUUCAAUAUCUACUUCCCCAUGAUGAUUGUGGCUCUUUGUUUGGCAACAUACUACAGUCUUGGUUCAAGACUCUUAUCAGCCCUCGGCUUCCAGCAAUUUAUGUGUGAUGAUGACCUUACUACUGAUCUGAUUGAAGAAGGCAAAACACUUAUUAGCAGAGAAUCCCGUCGCCGCCAGAGAAUGGAAGAUAAUGCUGCUCGUAGAAGAGACUUCACUGAAAGAUUUGGUGGAGGAGAAUCAUCUGCUAGCAUGUACAGAUCUGCAAGACAGAGAGCAGAAGAGUUGGUUCGUCCACUGAAGCGAGAUGAUUCUUCUGAGUCUGCCCAGUUAGAGCUCCUCGGUGGAACCGACAGCAUUGCCGAUUAUUCGUCACACACAACAACUUCGUCCUUAACCAUGGAAAAUGAAACUGACACUACCCAAGGGAAUCACAUGUCUGGGAGGAUGCAGUAUUCACGAGUUCGAUCCCAUAAGCCAGACAAAGGACUUUUUGACGACAUCUGAGUCAUCCUCGAAUGACUUCACAGAUAGUAGUGAACAAGAUCAUUCCUUGAUAGCCUUAUGUACAUGACUGUGCCAUAGAAUAAGACUGAAAUCCCCAAAGUCCUUUGCACGUUUUUCAGUUUCUACACCCAAUAUGUAUUUGUAUCAUGCAUUCUCAUUUUUUGGAUUAUUUCCCUUUCCUUAAACAUUAACCAUACAUUUACUAACAGAGAAAGACCAUCAGAGGCUUGUCAGCAUUAUAAGACAUGUCUUACGUUGUAGGUAUCAUCAUUAGUUGACCUAUCAUUCUUGAGUACAGACUUCAAUGUGUUCAAACCUUAUCUGUUGUGCCCAAGUUGUAGAGGUGGUUUUAUUUUUAAAUAGUUUUAGACUGCUGCCAUACUUCUCUACUGUCUGACUGGAAUACAUUUGCUGAAAUGAGACUAGCGAGUGAUUCUCAUCAUUUGUGACAAUAAUGGCAGUAUUUUAGAGGUCUUUAAGCUAAUAGCUGUCAAAACUUUUUUUUUUUCUUUUUUUUUUUGGCAGUUUUGUGACAUCAAAAAUGUCAUUGACUUCAUGAGCUUGUCAAAAUGUAGAACUAGAUAGCUUAAGAUAUCCUUUACAAGUAAGGCUUAUUUUGUAAAGUACACAUUGAAAUUCAAAAGAAUCCAGCAAUGACAUAGCUUUUGUCAAAACAGCAGUACUUUUGAUAUAUUUUUUUAAACUACUUUCUACAGUGAUUAAUUUUCCUGAUGAAUCUCUUUAAUUGACUGGUAGGUGUAAUAUACAGUGUAGCCUAGCCUAGAACUUGAAGAAUUUACCGUCAACUGUGUUUGAGUAUAGGUUACAUUGUAGUGUCCAGCUCUUGCCACUUAACAGUUGGUCUCCAGGAGCAUCUGAUAAAUCGAGGUGGCACUGUAUUCUAAACUUAAACAAAAUGAAAAUGCUAUGAAUUUUCAUGAAUUUUUUUAUUAUUUUCCUUCUGGUUAGUAUAGUAUAUUAUUAUUAUUGAUAUAUAGUUUAACCAAACUACCAGAGUUAAAAUAGUACUUUUCUCUCGUAUGGCUGGCCACUGGUUCAUGUAAGCAGAGAUGUUCAAUUGAGAGAGCUGGUGGAACAAGGGUGCAAUAUAAUCGAAAUGUUCAUGGUAAUUUGCAGAAAACAAGAGCUGAACUUAAAAUAAAGGAGUCUACUGUACAUAGCUUAGCAAAAUUUUGUUUGUACUGCAGCAAUGCAACUCAUUCUCUUAGUAUGUAUGAAUAUAUUGUAACUGAUGUUUUGCUUAUUUAAGUGAGUAUAGGAUAAUUAACAUUACAAAUCUAUGAAAGGUAAUGAUUUUUAAAACUCCAACAGAUGCCAAUAGGGUUAUUCACUGUGUGUAUGGUUAUGAAACUUGCACAGCUUAUUUGUUUAUCAUUGCACAAGUUUUGUUCUCUUACAUCUUUCCAAUAAGGACACAAGGAGACGUAAUGUAUGACUGAUAGUGUGGACAAGCCAUUAUUUAUCCUUUUUAGUAAGUAGUGCUGAAAGUAUCUUUAUGAAAUAGUCACACUAAUAAUUAAAUUGUGAAGUUAUUCAUUCAUGAGGCAGAGAGCCUUUCAAUUUUCAGUUAAACUGAUGUGUCAGCCAUAUUAAACUGCAUUCAGUACCUUGUGUGAAGAUUAAUAUAGAGCAAUUCAUAUCUCUCCUGCCUUUUUUUCUUUAAAAGAGACCAGUGAUAUUAAUGAAUAAGUUCAGUGUUAUGUAUAUGUCUGAAGUAGUAUAGUACCUACUUUUAGAUUGCAAAUAUAAUUUAUUAAAUCCUCAAA
Macrobrachium nipponense is the source of this 4254-nucleotide messenger RNA. Its product is annotated as LMBR1 domain-containing protein 2 homolog. The record is from RefSeq and is a predicted model, not a curated record. The transcript is spliced from 11 exons. The coding region runs from base 335 to 2467 and encodes 710 amino acids. Gene Ontology annotation, cellular component: membrane. NCBI's taxonomy places the organism in Eukaryota, Metazoa, Arthropoda, Malacostraca, Decapoda, Palaemonidae.